ACCCGCUACAGUCGCUACAGUCGCUUCAGUUGUUUUUUCAAUUUGCACGUGUGCUGCAGUGUUUCGACAUCAACAAGUUGUGUGAUUGUGUUAAAAAUGGUUGUGGGUUCGUUCGUGCCUCCGAGAUCAAGCCGAUUCGGCUGAUAACUCCCACAUACAUAAUUUUCAUCCACCAGUGCAACGGUUCAGCGCAAGGAUCGAUCAUAGCCACAGAACACCUAACCAGUUCAUAGCACGGGCCAAGAGAACCUCGGAGCAUGCUGCUUCGCAUGACGGGCUGUUCGUCAGACGAGCUCCGUCAAGCCGCGUUCGGUGAUAGUUCGCGACCAUAUAAGCGUUAGCGAUCAUGCCUGUUCGCCGCGACGUACUUCGAAAGCAGGCGCGCGAGGGCAUCUGCUACGGCGUGUGGGUGACCGCGGGCACGGCGCUCGGCUUGGGACUGUUGCAGGCGCAGGUGCGAUACUAUGGGGACAGAUCGGUGCCCAUGCUCGUGGCACUCGCCGCGGUGCUCGAGGUCACCGGCUGCAGCUGGAUUCGACUCUUCGGCAGCCACUCAUCGUCUUCGCACAACUACGGCCAACGGGGCAGAGUCGCACGCUCCGUGUUUAAGGCCGUAGCCAGCGUCCUCCUGAGCAUCGUGUUCUUCCACGUCUUGGCCGUACUGUUCGGCGCUCCGUUGUUUGAAGACAGCCAACAGACACUCUGGUUUGGUGUGCACAUGACUGUGGUGACUAUCUUACCACUGAUACUAUCGAGAGGCCACACAAGCUUGGGGGCCUUCCAGAGGACAAUUGUUGACCAAAAGUUCUGUGAGGUGCCAUUGGACUGUGUUCAGCGAUGGGGCAGCCGCGGCGCCCUGUUCGGUGCCUGGAUUGGGGCUGUAGCCCUGGUGCUGGACUGGGACCGUCCCUGGCAGCAAUGGCCGACACCCUGUGUCGUCGGCUCCCUUCUGUUCCGCGGCCCCGCCCUUAUGGCCGCUGGUUGCAUCAUGGCGAGCCAGUGAAACAAUGCUCAGAUUCCUUAUGGACCACUAGCGGCUCUACUAGUUUGAACUGCCAUCCCUUAACCAGCAACCAACUGCUAGUCACGUCUUGGUGAAGCGGCAAGGACAUAUUUCAUAGCCAUAGUCUUGUUAUCUCAUCAGGGUCACCUGUUCAUAUAUUUAUAAUUGUCUGCUGACCAUAUCAUUAUUUGCAGAUUGUUACAUAACAUGUAUGUGCAGUAAAGUUGAUCUUUCGGCGA
Molecule: messenger RNA, 1242 nt
Organism: Rhipicephalus microplus (southern cattle tick)
Lineage: Eukaryota; Metazoa; Arthropoda; Arachnida; Ixodida; Ixodidae
Gene: PIG-F
Product: phosphatidylinositol glycan anchor biosynthesis class F
Biological process (GO): GPI anchor biosynthetic process
Cellular component (GO): endoplasmic reticulum membrane
Source: RefSeq, a predicted model, not a curated record